Messenger RNA from Paramecium tetraurelia, 933 nucleotides. RefSeq lists its product as uncharacterized. Gene Ontology annotation, molecular function: NAD+ poly-ADP-ribosyltransferase activity. The record is from RefSeq and is a predicted model, not a curated record. NCBI's taxonomy places the organism in Eukaryota, Ciliophora, Oligohymenophorea, Peniculida, Parameciidae. The transcript has 2 exons.
AUGUUUUAAAAGAAUCUUUAUUAAGAGAUUAAAAUAGAGACUUAUUACUUAAUAGUUAAUAGAGCAUAUGGUUCUGAUUAAUCUUGUCUUAAAGUUAGAAACACUAAUCUUGAUUAUGAUUCCAUUGUGAAUGAUACUCAAUUAUUAGAAUAGCAUUUAUUAGAAUUUAAAUAAAAACUAUCAAAUUCACUUAAUAUUUCAAUUGAUUAAAUUGAAAUUUUGGGAGUAUCAAAGGGAAGUUUUGAAAUUAAUUUUUAAAUUACAGGAAAAAGUAUCAAUGACAUCCAAUAAUAGAUUAACAAUAAACCAGAAGCAUUAAAAUUUUUGAAGGAAUAUUGUAAUGGCAAAAUUGAAUAGAUAGCAUAUUUUGAUUAAGUAAGUGCUAAUGGAAUCAGACUUUCAUCUGAUGAUUUUAAUCCUUCUUACAAUAAGAGUUGGGAUAUUUACCCUGAGAAAUAACAGAGAGGUCCUCCUUAUCACAAAUAUGAUUAUUAUUUUCCAAUAGGAUGUUAUGGAUUUGGAUUAAAUGUAGCAAAAUAUGGAUAUAAUUAAGAUUGGAUAUAAAAGAAUGGUAACCAGAAUGAAUGGAGGAUUAUGUAUCAUGGUACAAAACAACACUUUGUUAGUUCAAUUGUGAAAACUAAUUUAAAACCUGGUAGCAAUAAUAGUUAUUGUGAUUAACUAUGUUUUGAUGAAUUCAACAACCAAGUGAAGGUAGGGAAUGGAAUUUAUUUCUCAGAUAAGAUUGAAGUUUGUUUUGGAUAUACUAACUACACUUAAAUUGGUAAUAAACAAUUCGCUGUGAUCUUUAUGUCAAGAGUCAACCCAAGAGAAAUUAGACAAAGCAAAGAAAUGAUUGCUUAAAGAUUUUUCGUAAUCAAUAAUUCAGAAGAUGUUAGGCCAUAUAGAAUUUUAUUACAUUAAAAAGAAUGA